AUGGCAAAACAAUUCGUGCCUGGUCUGAGAGAUGAGUUAAUGAAGAAAGGGAAGCAUUUCAUAUUAAUACAGAAUCCCCUUGAUAUUUUGCCAUCUUACGACAAGGUUUUGCCACCAUCCUUUUUGGAGUUAGGAUUGGCAGGUUUGGUCUCCAUAUACAGUGAGCUCUGUGAAUUAGGAAAGCCUCCACCCAUUAUUGAUGCAGCAGAGCUUCAAGAAAAUCCUGAGGCUGCUUUACGUGGUCUUUGUGAAGACCUUGGUAUUCCUUUUCAAGAUGCAAUGCUCAAAUGGGAGGCUGGUCCAAAAUCAUAUGAUGGCAUUUGGGGCCCAUGGUGGUAUGGAAGUGUUCAUAAAUCGAUAGGUUUCAAACAAUCAACAAAGUAUCCUUCGAGUUCAUACGGAGAGGGAGAUAUUAGUGACAAGCUGUUUCCAACAAAGAUUAUUCUUUAG
Ilex paraguariensis (yerba mate) is the source of this 450-nucleotide messenger RNA. Lineage: Eukaryota; Viridiplantae; Streptophyta; Magnoliopsida; Aquifoliales; Aquifoliaceae. The record is from the annotation of a GenBank genome assembly.